This is a messenger RNA of Tribolium castaneum (red flour beetle), 695 nucleotides long. RefSeq lists its product as uncharacterized. The record is from RefSeq and is a predicted model, not a curated record. The transcript has a single exon. Bases 107 to 466 code for a protein of 119 amino acids. Gene Ontology annotation, cellular component: Ino80 complex. NCBI's taxonomy places the organism in Eukaryota, Metazoa, Arthropoda, Insecta, Coleoptera, Tenebrionidae. Gene Ontology annotation, biological process: chromatin remodeling.
AAUUGGUGAAUGCGCUGUGACGUUUGACUUGCUUAGUUAACCUCUCUUUUAGUAAUCAGUUAUUUAAUUUUUUGAGGGCUGAUUUAUUUUAAUAAUAGUAUAAAAAAUGAGUGCGGACGAGAUACGGACAGAGCCGAAGCCGGUGUUCAAAACUGCGUCUUUUUACCACAACUCGAAGUCAAGUGUUAAAAAACGGGCUUGGAAAUCUUUGAAGCAAAUCAUUUCAACCGAAAAGGCACUACCAUGGCCCGAAAAUGUCGUUCAUUACAGCUCCAUAAACGCACCUCCUUCAUUUAAACCAGCUGAGAAAUUCUCAGAUUUGUCUGGUCUACCAGCCCCCUACACUGAUCCUCAGACAAGACUGAGAUUUGCAAAUAAGGAAGAAUAUGCCACGCUUAUCGGCCUUCCAAUGGAUAUAACAGCUGGAUAUUUGGCUUUAAGGGGAGCAAGUAGUAUAGUAGGGUAACAAAAACACUCAAGUGUAAAAGAUUUUUUAUUAAGCGAAUCAUUCAACCAUUAUUUUGGUAGCAGGCGAUUUUAAAAGUGCGCCAAAAUAUAAUUUAUCGGUUUUACUUAUUUGCCAGUCGUACGUAACUUGCUUGUUACACGUAUCAAUACUGACUCGUACUUUGUCAUCUUGGAUUAAUUCACACAUAAAGCAAAUCUGUAAAAUAAAUCCUAAUUAUUUGAUUAAA